Molecule: messenger RNA, 1060 nt
Organism: Telopea speciosissima
Lineage: Eukaryota; Viridiplantae; Streptophyta; Magnoliopsida; Proteales; Proteaceae
Product: cell number regulator 8-like
Exons: 3
Coding region: 145-849 (234 amino acids)
Source: RefSeq, a predicted model, not a curated record
AAUAAAUUUUCUCUCCAAAUAAAGGAAGAAACUUCGUCGUUCUUGGACGUUUCUUCCUUUUCUUUCUGGGUUGUUUUGUUUGUUUUGAUCUCCCAUUUUCAUCUUGUUGUUCUUCAUUGUUUGCAUCUGCUAGGGCUCGCUUCCAUGGCUAAUCUUGAAGAAUCGAGCCCUCUUAUUGCCAACCGAGACGACGGAGAUGCCAACGACAGUCACGCUGAGACAGAAUCGAAGUCUGUGCCUUUGGAAUCGGGAGAGAUCGGUGUUGGUAUUGGUGUUGGAUGGACCGCCGAUGGGCUGCCGUUAGGUCACGGAAGUGUAGUCGGGGAGCCAGUGGCUCGUGGUCCUUGGGCUUCGUCUCUCUUUGCUUGCCUUGGCCGGAAUGAUGAGUUCUGCAGUAGUGAUCUUGAAGUUUGUCUCCUUGGAAGCGUUGCCCCUUGUAUGCUCUAUGGAAGCAAUGUUGAGAGACUAGGCUCUGGUCCAGGGGCUUUUGCGAACCAUUGCUUGUCUUACACUGCAUUGUACUUCCUUGGAAAUUCCCUCUUUGGUUGGAAUUGCCUGGCACCCUGGUUUUCAUAUCCCAGCAGAACUGCAAUCCGCCGUAAAUUCAAUCUUGAGGGUAAUUGUGAGGCAUUAUCCAGAUCAUGUGGGUGCUGCGGAAGUUUCAUGGAGGAUGACGAGCAACGAGAGCAGUGCGAGACAGCAUGCGAUUUUGCAACUCACUACUUCUGUCACGUAUGCUCCCUCUGUCAGGAAGGACGAGAACUUCGCCGUAGACUUCCUCAUCCUGGGUUCAACGGUCGACCUGUGUUGGUCAUGAUACCUCCCAUGGAACAGACAAUGGGACGUUGAGGUGCAUGAGAUUGUUCUGUUUGAUAUGUUUAGCCUGUCUAUACUUUCUAUCAUUGAUAUGUGGCAGAUUAUGAAAUUUUAGUUGUGUUAUGUAACUUAUGUUAACUGGUUAGGAGAGCAACGCUUGGUUUGCUCUGUCAAACAAAAAUAAGAUUUGUUAAUAUGGGAGAUUUGCCUGUUUGUGAUUCACAUAUUGCAUUUCCAUUUCAAA